GAUUAAUGGGAAUGUUUUAUGUGCUUUAGGUGUUUGUUAAUGGACAGCUAGUGACCACUAUAGGUGAAGCUGGAAGCUUUGGAGAACUAGCACUUAUAUAUGGCACCCCACGAGCUGCAACUGUAAAGGCAAAAACAAAUGUGAAACUUUGGGCAAUUGAUCGUGACACGUACAGAAGAAUAUUAAUGGGUAGUACAAUUCGAAAGAGAAAAAUGUAUGAAGAAUUUCUCAGUAAAGUAUCUAUUUUGGAGAGUCUAGACAAGUGGGAACGUCUUACGGUGGCCGAUGCUCUAGAACUUGUACAGUUUAACGAUGGAGAGGUGAUUGUGGAGCAGGGUCAACCAGGAGAUGACUUUUUCAUUAUUGAAGAAGGAACAGCUGUUGUUCUGCAGAGACGGUCUGAAAACGAACCACAGGUUGAAGUUGGAAACUUAGGGUCUUCUGAUUAUUUUGGAGAAAUCGCUCUACUCUUAGACCGUCCAAGAGCUGCAACUGUAAAAGCUAAAGGUCCUCUUAAAUGUGUGAAACUCGAUCGAGCCCGGUUUGAACGUGUCCUUGGACCAUGCGCAGACAUACUGAAGAGGAAUAUGGCCCACUAUAACAGUUUAAUUUCUCUGUCUGUGUAAAACCUCUAUAUGUUUGUUUUCUAUUAGAAGAUCUGUUUGGACAAACCAUUUCAAUUAAGACUUUUAAAGUUGGGCUCCUUGAAUUGAAAGAGUUCAGGAAACACCAGUCCAUUUGUUAGAAAGAGCAUCAUGGACCAGGCAGCUUGAUAUGGAAGCUCUGUUUGCAUGCUGCCACAUCUAACAUCUGUAUUGAAACUAAUGUUCUAACCUACACAUUUGUAUAGUUUCUUCCUAGAUUACAUGUUUUCUGCCCAAGGAUGGUAGUAUUAAUGUUGUUAAGGUAUGUUUUCUUGUCUAUUUGUUGUUUUGUAAUAUUUAAUGGUUUUCAUUUUCUAUUUUUUUUUGUAAAAUGUUUGCUAACAGCAUGUUAAGGUGAUAAUGUUAUUAUUAUUAUUAUUGUUGUAUUAGUUGAAUGUAUAGAGUGAGCUAAAGAAAAAUGUUUCAUUAUUAAUGGAUUUAGGAAUAAUGAUUUUUUUUUUUAGAAGUACAACUUGUAGAAUGAUGAAAUUUUCUCAGUGCUUUUAAUAAUUUAUAGGAAAAUAUUAUUUUUCAUUUUUGAUAUGUUCUUCUUUAUAUUCAUCAUGCAGAAAUUAUCAAUUACUUAGAUCUUAUAAAAGCCAAAGCUGAUUAAUUAUGAAAAGAAUUAUCAAUGUGUUGGUAUGAAUAAAACUUGUAAUAUAAUUCACUAAGUCAAGAAGUGCACAUGAAUGAGUGAAUGAAUUUGUUUCAAUUUAAAUUCUCUGAUACAAAAAAUCCAUAUAAUUUUGUUUUUUAAUUUUGGAAGUUGUUAAAUUUGUAUUUUUAAACAUUAAUUUUCUUGUAACUUUUGUUCUAGUCCUGUUUUACAGUUUCAUAACUGAUGUAUUCAAAAAGACUAACGAAACAUCAGAUUGUAGAUAAAAUUCCUAUGAUUUAAACCCUCAAAACUGCAAGAAAAGAAAAGAAAAAAGCAAGAUAUAUUAUUUCAAAGAGCAAAAGGGGUGAAUGAGAUCGCACAAGAAAAGAGAUUGCAAUUUAAAACAUACUAUAGUAUUUUUUUUGUUUGUUUGAAGUUUGUAUAGGCUCAGGUUUUCAACUUGAAUAUUUUCCAGCUAAUUUGAAGGAAGCUGUAUAUUAUUAUGGUUCUGUAAUCUGAUUGUAUUAGCAAUGUUUAAGUAGAUUAUUAUUAUUAAGUAAGUUAUUUGUUUAUGUGAAAUUUUAGUGUUAGUAAGAAAGCUAUAAUACAUAUUAAAUGUACAUAACACGAUUACCUAAACUGUACUAGAAACAUUAUAAGAAAAACAAUAUAUUAAUGAAUUUGUUUAAUAUAAUAUCCUACUAAAAAUAUAAUGUGAAAAUGUAAAACAUAAUACUUUGUCAAUAUAACAAUAUUUAAUCUUUCUGUGUGUGUUUUAUGUUCAGUUUCUGUUUUUCUUUGUAUGUUAUUUGUAUUUGAUGUUUGAGCUAAUUUCACGUGUUUUAGUAGUUAUGUAAACUGUGUAAUAAUAAACAUUAACAAAAUUAUGUAACUGUAUCUGUAUUAUUAAUUGUAUGUUAGAAGGCACAUUACAAGUCCUUUUAUUGUAUGAACAUUAUUAAAUAUAUUUCCAGUGAAUAGCUGGGCAAUUUUAGGCUUAGAAGAUCCAACACAUUUUGAAAACAAACCAGUAAACUGUGUAAUAAUAAACAUUAACAAAAUUGUGUAACUGUACCUGUAUUGUGAAUUGUAUGUUAGAAGGCACAUUACAAGUCCUUUUAUUGUAUGAACAUUAUUAAAUAUAUUUCCAGUGAAUAGCUGGGCAAUUUUAGGCUUAGAAGAUCCAACACAUUUUGAAAACAAACUAGUUAAGUGGAAAAGGUUUGAAAGAACUUGUUUUAAAAUGAACUUGUAUGUUAAGCCUAUUUAUAACAAAUUUCUCAAAAGCAUUUUAGAGAAAAUGAGUUGUUCCCUUCCAAGAAAUGUUUUUUUUUUUCUGUGUUAUUGUAACAACUGCACAAAGUUUCAUUUUCCCUGAAGUUUAAAACGUUCAAAUUUUGAUGUAGUAAUUACUAAAAGAUCAAAUAUACAAAGUGAAAUAUGGAUGGAUAUGAUGAUUGUUAAAAUAACUGCAAUUUAGGUACUUGUAACGAGAGACUUUACUAGUAAUGGGUUGAGAAAACAAAUUUUACCUUCAAAUUAUUUUGCAUGUCUUAUAUUCUACAUGGGAAAAAUUUACCUUAAGAAUCUGUAAACUUAUUAAAUAUCCAUAUAUCUAUAUAAUAGAGCAAGCGUAACUAUUGUAGUUAUUAAACAGAUAUAAAUUGAAUUUAUUUUUAAUUACUGUGCUACAUUGGAAUUAGUUAAAACUUUACAUUUAAUUUGAACCUGUCAUGGCUGAUUUAUAAAUUCAACUUAAAAGUUGGAAGCCUAUGUGUUCAUAGUAGAUAUUAGCUCAAGAAUUUUUUGGUUCUAGCAGGUUUUAUUGUUAUAUCAAUUUAUGUCAAUAGGUUAAUGAUACAAAUCCAGGCUGCUUUUAUUUUUUUCGAUAUUUGAAAUAAACCUGUUGUGAACCAUU
Molecule: messenger RNA, 3160 nt
Organism: Limulus polyphemus (Atlantic horseshoe crab)
Lineage: Eukaryota; Metazoa; Arthropoda; Merostomata; Xiphosura; Limulidae
Product: cAMP-dependent protein kinase regulatory subunit-like
Exons: 7
Coding region: 186-626 (146 amino acids)
Source: RefSeq, a predicted model, not a curated record